Molecule: messenger RNA, 3701 nt
Organism: Bombus impatiens (common eastern bumble bee)
Lineage: Eukaryota; Metazoa; Arthropoda; Insecta; Hymenoptera; Apidae
Exons: 3
Coding region: 374-877 (167 amino acids)
Biological process (GO): sleep; regulation of synaptic transmission, cholinergic; positive regulation of voltage-gated potassium channel activity
Source: RefSeq, a predicted model, not a curated record
ACUCGUCUGACCCUCAUCAGACGCGACGCGUCCGCGAUCACGUACGGUGCACCACGCAAGAAAUCAGAAGGUUCGUACACGUUUGUUCAGUCAUUUCGGACGUGAGAACGGAGAAAGAGACAUCACAGACAGGACCUGUCUAUCGAACACUGCCAUCAUAUAAAUUCUUCUCACUCGUUCUCGAUAUCUUUCAAACAUUGUUCAUUUUUCGAGAAGGCUCUACAAGUUACAGAAAAUUUAUAUAAAUAUUAACACAAUUAUAAUCAGACCUGCCGCGUGCGAACUUUCCAUGCAGCGAGGGUGGAGGCAACACGUCCGAAGUGACUGACUGCAACGUGAUUAGCCUGAAACACAUGGUCCGGUGAUCGUGAUCAUGAUUGCAAACCGUCUCGCGCCGAUCGUCACCCUCGUCCUCGUGGUUCUGCUGUCGACUAUUCAUCACGGAGAAGCAAUAAUAUGCUACAAAUGCAACAGCGCAUACGAUCCAAGGUGCGGCGAUCCUUUCAAUCCGUACAGUCUUGGAACGGUGAACUGCAGCUUUCGACCCCGCUUAAACCAUCUGAGCAGCCUGGCGCCGACUCUUUGUCGAAAGAUCAGUCAAAAAGUGUACGGGAAGAUCAGGGUUGUCAGAGAUUGUGGAUACAUAACGGAUGCGAGAGACAAUGGCGAUUGCUUAGUAAGAUCAGGUACUCACGACGUUCACGCAGUCUACUGCGCUUGCACCGGUGAUCUCUGUAACUCGGCCGAAAGCCACACACCGUCCUUCUUACUGCCGUUGACAUCCUUGUUGAUGGUUAUUCUGGCGAUGCCGAGUUUCCUUCUUUCGUACCCGUUUGCAAUACCUGUCUUAACCUCGCCGCACUUCUCCAUAGCCUAAACUAUUCAGCCACCAGCGGAUAACACUUAACGCCUAAAAACUGAAUCAACGAUUCAAUAGAAAAGACCGUUCGGAUCCGGAACAACACGUUCUUUGCCUGCUCGUUCAUAAUUGAAGCGCGUACAGGUUAGAUUGCGAUCAAUUUUAGAUUUUAUUAAGGAAAGAGGGAUUGAGAAUAAUUGAUGGAAUUCAAACAAAAGUUUCAGUUUCGGAAACCAAAUGUUUCGUUAGUUUCGUCAAAAUUGUAAAGUUGAAUUUUUUUACGUUUAUAACAAGUCCUAAUGGGGCAUGGGAACCGGAGGUUAUUAACGAGAUGAAAUGUAAUUACAGCUCCUCUGUUGUUAAUAUUUCUAAAAAGAUUCGCUCAAUCGAGAGCAUGGUACAUAUAGAGAUAUAUAUUAUAUAUGGACUGUCCCAGGAUUCGAACGAAUUUCGCAAAAGUAGACAAAUUACAAGAGAGUAGUUCUAACGGUGAUACAAACUGCCAGAUACGCGAGAGCGUAUUUCAGUAGUACACUUCAGUAAGAUUUCAAUGGGAAAAAAUAAAAAUAUACACACGGCCUCCGCACGUGAAACCACCCAAGAUAUCUCGCGUAAGCGUAGUAAAUAAGAGAUGGGAAAAAACUUAUUACUAUACCUGGAAAAGGAUUCCUCAAAGAAUAUAUAUAAUAUAUAUAUACAUAUAUAUACAAAUAUGUAUUAUAUUUUAUUGGAAGAGAAACAGAAAUGGAAUUGCACGCAAGAAGGAUAUUACAGCUUAUUUUUAGAGAAGUAACAUCGGGUUGCUUUCAUGAAUGCCUGGCACCGUACGCAAAUUUGUAAGAUACGACAUGAGUAUGCGAGAAUAAUUUAAAAAAUAAGAAACAAACAAAAUAGAAAGACAUAUCUUCGACGAAUAAUUUAUUUUACACUUCGUUUAAACGAAGAUAAAAUAAAUAAAUAGAAUCCGGCAUUAUGAUUGCGACCCGUAUUCCGCUGAUUUUUGCAAUAAAAUGCUGUGUAAAACGAUAGACGGUAGCGGAGGCUCGCGAAACGAAGAAAAAGAGAUAUAUAUUGAUGUGCGUAUGUGUGCGUGUAUGGUAAGUGCGCGUUCGUUGUGUGUGCACGCGACUGCGUGCAUGUGUGCGUGUAUACGUAUACAAUUCGCGUCAGAGAAACGCUAAAAAAUUAUUAAAAGAUAUAUUAUAGUUCGAUUAAGAAGUGAAACAUUGCUACUUCUUCAACCGUAGUCAACUAAUAAGAAAUCAGUAAAUUAAAACAAAAAAAGAGCAUGGACAGAAAACCAAAAAAUAACACAAGAAAAAUACAGAGGUCGUAAACGAAAACUGUAAUGAAGAUGUAGAAACUAUCAUCUAUGGAGAAAGUAGAGGGUAAAGUAGAACGCUUAUUGAAAGAAACAAACGAAAAAAAAUAAUAAAAAUAUAAUAAAAACGAACACACAUAUGUCUCACCGCAGUACGUAUGUAAUUAAUCCCCGCUAUCGUUGUUGUCACUGUGUCAUAUCAUCACUAUCGUCACAUUAUUAGUACGGUUGCUAAUUACUACCAGCACCAUCAGUACUACAGCUAUUAACUGCUACUACUAACUAAUCAAUAUCAUCACCAUCGUUAUUAAUAUUAUCGUAUUAUUGCUAUUAUUAAUUCAUGUUUUUCUUGUUAUUAUUGAGUACUGGUCAAAAUAAAAUACGGAUGACCUCAGUAGAAAGGACAUGAAGAAACGAUGGCGAACGUUUUGACACCUUAAGAGACGGAAAAGUAUUCGAAAAUAGUAGCAAAUAUGGACAUCAGGUACAAAUAGGCUUGAUAAUCAUGGUUUCGAUUUCGUUUCAUUGUGGACUGCGGUUGACGACAGAUAAAAAAGCACGAAAACAUUGUUUUACUAUAUAUUUGCUUGAAAGUACUUACAUGUACUUUGUAGUAUCUUCAUACAAAUCGCAAUUGUCUCAAAAGAAUUGUCAGAAGAAUUUCCACUGGAAAAUUUAAUUCUGUACUCCACGACGAUUCUAUUUCUUUUUCUUACAUCCGAUAUACAUAAUACACGACGAAUGCAUGUCUUUUCAAAUGACAGAUCUGGAGCAAUAGAUAAGAACAAGACAGACAGCCACAGAUAAAGGACAGAAUAAAUGAUAAGGACAGUUAGAAAUACAUACAUAUGUAUUUCGUUAUGUUCCGCUCAAUUACAUACACUAGUCGAUUGAUUGGUUCUUUUAGAAAAUUAAAAGUUGAACAUUAUAUCUUAAAAAUGCCUAGUGAUACUGUAAGCUUUUUUAUUUUUACUUAAAAUUCGAAUGUAGAUGUAAUACAAAAGAUAAUAUAAUCACAUAGUUGUUUAGACAAUUUCAGAGUUUGAUUCGAAAGAUUAGAAGUUUGUCGCGAAUUGCUCUAACUUAGUGCAUGUAAAAUUGAUACAGUCUAUCACAGAAAAAAAAAAAAUAAUAGCGGUACCCGUAAUAAACAAAGAAAUGCGCGAGUGUAUAUGUAUUUUGUGAUGUGUCUAUAGGCAAAACGUGAAUGAAAUCUUUUCUCGCUAUACUUCUCUAAAUGUAUCGUGAUCAACGAUGACCAUAGGAAACUGUCACGUUCUACAAUGAAUAAAAAUAAACAUUAAUAAUAUUUUUUCUUAUUGUCCUUUUUCCUUCUACUGUGCCUGUGGUACAUCGUAGAAAUUUCAUCUAACAUCGAGCGGAAUGUAACGAAACUGUUUUUCCGAGUAACUACUUGCAUAAUACGUUUUAAUUAAUUUUCAUACAUAUCAUUCGCCGAUAAUCAUUCAUCAUACUUCACAAUGAAAUAAAACUACUGGCGACACUGCCUCCCUUAUACAA